Zeugodacus cucurbitae (melon fly) is the source of this 1008-nucleotide messenger RNA. RefSeq names its product pupal cuticle protein Edg-84A-like. The record is from RefSeq and is a predicted model, not a curated record. Gene Ontology annotation, cellular component: extracellular matrix. Bases 229 to 954 code for a protein of 241 amino acids. Lineage: Eukaryota; Metazoa; Arthropoda; Insecta; Diptera; Tephritidae. The transcript has a single exon.
AUCUCUUUGCAUGCGUUGACCUUGCCACAUGUGCUCGCAGCCUGGUAAUUGUUCCUUUGAUUGCUGCGGCAUUGGGUCAAGCGUGAAAAUAGGCUGAUCAGUGCGUUGUGGAAAUUACUAUAAAAUGGUUGCUACAAUUUGUAAGUUCAUCAGUUCAGCUUCAACUGUGCUUGAAUUACAAAGUUGCAUAAUUUAACAAGAAAAUCCAAUAUUCUUAACAUCAACGAAAUGGCAUUCAAAGUAAACUACUGUUGCUUCAUCGCCCUCACUAUUGUGGCAGUCUUCGCAAAUGCGGCCGAGGAAAAGGGCGAUGGCUAUGACGCCUACCCCAGCUAUAGCUUUAAUUAUAAUGUGCAAGACGCCGUUACUGGUGACGUUAAGUCACAAUCGGAGCAACGCGAUGGUGAUGUGGUCAGGGGACAAUACUCGCUGCAAGAGGCUGAUGGCUAUCAACGCAUUGUUGAAUACACCGCCGAUGCUGUGAAUGGUUUCAAGGCUACUGUGCGCCGCGAACUGUUGAGCGAGCCUCUCAAACUCUUGACUCCUGCCACUGCAGCACCACAGAUUUUGCAACAGCCGAAAAUAGUUGAUGCUCAGGAGCAACCCGAAACUCCUGCUAGCCCAGUCAGCCUACCAGCACCAAUUGCACCAAAGUACGAACAGUUGACACAGAAGUCUUAUGUGACACCGGUUGUCGCACCCACAUAUUAUCGCGCAUAUGCUGCUCCCACUUUGCUUCAUCACGCUCCAGCCACCCAUGCAGUCAUCCACCAUGCCCCGGCUGCCGCUGUUCAUUUGUCGCCAGCCACUCAUUACGUUCAUGCCGCGCCCGCAGCCACCACAUUACUGAAGACAUCGCCAGCUGUCAUUACUCAUCACGCCAUUCAUACGGAGGCCCAUCCAGCAGUGGUCAAGACUUCUUUUACAGCUCCACAUGUUUCAUAUGUUUACUAAAAAAUUGUAUUUGAUUGGAUAUAAUGAACUCAAAUAAACGAAAAUUAUUAAAAA